AUGGCUACUAAAUUCGAAGGGUGAAUAUUUUAUUUAUACCUUUCAUUUUAUUUUUGAAAGUUAUUAUUGGUCAUUUUUAUAUUAUUUAAUUUCAGAUCGAAAACUGUGAGUGAAGAUGAAAACACUACAUCUAAAAAUGUGACGCUUGCUGACAAAUUAAUUAACGUGAGAGUAAAUUAUUUUUAAAAAUUUCAAAAUAUAUAUUUGGUAUCAACUUUUGAUACCUGUGUUCAUACAAAUUUCUUUUUCUCCUGUCUUUAUUGCACUCAAGUAUAGUCAGCUACUCAUAUUUUUGUCCUCUUCAUCUCCCUUCUAAUCUUUUCCUCAUUUAUUCCAAAUGCCCUCUAUAUCUUUUCUUAUAAUCUAUAACUAAUUUUUCUUUAAUUUACCUUUUACCCAGUUUCCAUUAACAUUUAUUUGAUUUAUCUCAUCUGCUAUCUUCUUGGUUACAUCAUUCUCCAUUAUUCUUCCCUAAACAUACCCAUAUUAAAAAUAAAUAAAAUACAGUUUGAUUAUGUAUAAUACAAUAGAUAUUGGAAAAUGUAUUUAAUUAAACUUCAUUAAAAAUACAUCAUUGUAAUAACUAAAGUGUGUUUCUGUAUUUUGAAGACUUAAACUAAAAUUUUACCUUUAAUUAAAAAGGGAACGCCAACCCCCACCUCACUUAAACCAUUGUUACUAAUUCUGUCUAACCUAGUUACACCACACAUCUAUAUUCAUAUUAUCAUUUCUGUUACUUCUAUAUUUAUUUCAUAUCUUUUGUUGAGUACCCAACACUUAGACAUCAUCAGAGACUUCAUAACAUUUUGAUAAAUAUUUAAAAAAAUAAAACUUGGUUUAUAAUUUAUUGUAAGAAUUUAGAAAUACAAAUACAUUUGUAAUUUAAUUGAAAUUUAAUACAUUUAGAAACUAUUGUGAAAAUGUGAUAAUAAAUUAUUUAAACAUAAAACAGAUAUAUUAUAAAAUUGUUUUAUUUGAUUUAGAUACCUUUGUCAAUACCCUCUGGAGAUCAUAAACUUCAACAUCAGUAUUGGUUUUGGUUCAGUCGCCGAUUUCCAGGAAAGCCAGGAAACACACCUAGUUAUGAUCAAAAUCUUAAAUACCUAGCGAGAUUUGGUUCAGUUGAACAAUUUUGGACUAUAUAUAGCCAUAUGGUAAGGCCAUGUGCUUUACAAUCACACUGUGAAUUCCAUUUAUUCAAAGUUGGAAUUAAACCCAUGUGGGAGGUAAAAUAUUUUUACAUUAAACCAAUUAAUACCGUAUAUAGAUAAUAUAAUUCAGUUUUCUUUCAAAUUUUAGGACGAAUCAAAUGCCAGGGGUGGAAAAUGGGUAUUACGAAUACGUAAAGGUCUAGCGUCCAGGUGCUGGGAGAAUCUCAUUUUAGCUAUGUUGGGUGAACAGUUUAUGGUAGGUGAUGAGAUAUGUGGUGCUGUGGUUUCAUUACGAUUUCAAGUGAGUUAUUUAAUUUAUGUAUAUUUUACACAAAAAUACUUAUUUUGCCAUAGUUUUCUAUUGUAGUUUAAGGUUUAUUAGCCUUACUUAAUGGUCAAAAGAAAUACAAAUUAAGUUUAAUGUAGUAUUUUUUUAUUUAUAAUAGUUUUAAUGUCAAAUUUGAAAAACCAUAAAGACCUUUCUAAACAUGUAUAACCAAAUUUUGCUCUAAAUCAAUUUUUGUUAGCAAUGGUUUAUCAUUGCUAACAGCUAUAAAUUAAAUAAUAUCUUACCUUCUCAAGUUUUCACCUACAACAGUGGCACAAGCAUUAGCAGUAUCGUAUCUUCUUUAUUUUUAGCUAUUAGAUUCUGAGUUUGGCAAGAAAUUUAUUGGUUUUUUAUGGUCUGUUCUCAAAACAUUGAGAGUAUUAAUUAUUCCGUAAUUACAUUUUUCCAUCUGACGUAUUCAAUUAAAUUUUGCUUAGAAUUUGUUUUUGUGGCAAUUAUUUAAUAAUUGGUGUUUAAAAAUGAAAAAUGAUCAUAGAACAUUAGCUCAUGUUAUGUAUAUUAAUAUUUUAUUUUAUUAUUUAGGAAGAUAUUAUAUCUAUUUGGAACAAAACAUCAUAUGAUCAAGGCGCAACAAACCGUAUAAGAGAUACACUACGCAGAGUAUUAAAUUUGCCACCAAAUACUAUUCUAGAAUAUAAAACACAUAACGAAAGCAUCAAGUCGGUGUCCAGCGUUUAUAAAAUGUAA
Messenger RNA from Cinara cedri, 2187 nucleotides. Lineage: Eukaryota; Metazoa; Arthropoda; Insecta; Hemiptera; Aphididae. The record is from the annotation of a GenBank genome assembly.